CUUGGCUUCUCCGGAGGAAAACAAGAAGAGAGCAAUGGCGAACGUCCCUGAAGACAAGAGGAGGGAGGAGGGGAACCACCCGGACCACGCUCACAAAAGCCUCCUAAAAAGCGACGCCCUUUAUCAGUACAUACUGGAGACUUCCGUGUACCCUCGCGAGCCCGAGUGCAUGAAAGAGCUCCGGCUCAUUACGGCCAACCACCCCUGGAAUGGAAUGGCGGCGGCGGCCGACGAGGUGCAAUUUCUGGGCAUGCUGCUGAAGAUGCUCAACGCCAAGAACACCAUGGAAAUCGGCGUAUACACCGGUUACUCCCUCCUUGCCGCUGCCCUCGCCCUCCCUGAUGAUGGCAAGAUACUGGCGUUUGACAUCAACCGGGAGAACUACGAGCUCGGACUCCCCAUGUUCAAGAAGGCUGGAGUGGCCCAUAAGAUCGACUUCCGCGAGGGACCCGCUUUGCCCGUCCUGGACCAAAUGGUGCACGACGAAAAGCACAAGGGAUCGCUCGACUUCGUGUUCGUGGAUGCAGACAAGGAGAACUAUCUGAGCUACCACAGGCGAGUGCUGGAGCUGGUGAGGGUAGGGGGUGUGAUCGGCUACGACAACACCCUGUGGAAUGGAUCAGUUGCGGCUCCGCCGGACGCUCCCCUCCCCGACCAUGUUCGACGCCUAAGAGGCCACAUUCUAGAGCUCAACAAGCAUCUUGCGGCCGAUCCUCGUGUCGAGAUUUGUCACCUCUCCAUUGCCGAUGGCCUUACUCUCUGCCGUCGUCUUGCUUGAUGCUAGUUUCAUGAAUCCUUCAUCUUUGGUGCUUUCAGACUAGACCUUGUCAUUCUCAUCCUUAGUUUCUUCUGCAUUCAAAAUCUCACCAUCUCUGUUUAGCAGUCAAAAACUAACAAGGCGACAAAGUGGAUUUAGCCGGUUGUUAUGGAUGUCGAUGAUUGAAGAGGGAAAGAACCGGACAACGUACGAGUGCAGCUCUGAAUUAGAGACUUCACCAACUCCUUACCUAUCCGUUUCACCUACUGCCGUGUCUGUCCACCAUUAUUGUCUAGAUUGAUAACACGUCAAUAAUUCUGAAUAGGUUGUUGUAAGUUCUCCAUUCCUCCAGCGAUGCAAUGAUAAUAGGCAGGUUAAGAGAGGGUCAGUUUUGGAUCU
Phoenix dactylifera (date palm) is the source of this 1156-nucleotide messenger RNA. The record is from RefSeq and is a predicted model, not a curated record. NCBI's taxonomy places the organism in Eukaryota, Viridiplantae, Streptophyta, Magnoliopsida, Arecales, Arecaceae.